Anthostomella pinea is the source of this 849-nucleotide messenger RNA. NCBI's taxonomy places the organism in Eukaryota, Fungi, Ascomycota, Sordariomycetes, Xylariales, Xylariaceae. The record is from the annotation of a GenBank genome assembly.
AUGGAGCGCCAGCCGCCGGCACAGCCAGGGACCCCAUCCAAGCGUUUGCGAAAGCGACCCAUAUCCGAAGACGAGGAUGUUGAUCCCGCAACGCCAACGAAGAAGCCUCGAACGCAGAGAAUUUCACCAAGUACACCAAAAACACCGAGAAUACUAAAGGCGCUACGAACGCUAUCGAAGACCGCAGUGAAGAAAGCCGAGGCAGCGCAGCGUGCAGCGCAGCGACAGCAGUGGAAAGAAGCCUGGACGGAAUGGGUGGCCGAGUCGGCCUGGAUCAAGGAUGAGAGCUACCGCCAGAAGGUCGGCAGCGUGGAGAUUCACCGGACUGAUGCCAAAACCUACUACCGCCUCACGACAGAGGAGUUGAAUACCCUGCCGUACCGGGAGUUCGAGAACGAGCACAACCCUGCUCAGCCAGGGCGAUCCUACGCGCACGAGGGCGUCAAGAUGUUGGUCAGUCGAAAAUACGCUACCCUUGCAGGCCUGCACGACAGCGGUCUGACUGAGCGCGAGCUGCUGCGGCGCGGAGGUAAACUUUUCGAUGAAGCGAAGGCCGACGGACUGAGAAAGAACCCCAAUACCCCAGGACGACCGAAGAUCGGCAAGAUCGUGCGGAUCAAGAAGUACAACGACUCCCCAGCCCGUACCGAGAGACGGCCACCGGGCUCGUGGGAGACUCCGGUCCGGGCGAACGGGAAACUGGUGGGAUACUGGCUCAAUCUGCAGUUCGAUCCCGAGGCCGACGCCGAUGUCCACCUCACGGACGCCGACCGCUUCCGGCCCCUCGACUCCAACGUUUAUGAUAGGCAACGAAACGCCAGUGUCGAUAACCCCAUCCUACAACACUGA